Messenger RNA from Alternaria alternata, 1701 nucleotides. RefSeq lists its product as hypothetical. NCBI's taxonomy places the organism in Eukaryota, Fungi, Ascomycota, Dothideomycetes, Pleosporales, Pleosporaceae. The transcript is spliced from 2 exons. The record is from RefSeq and is a predicted model, not a curated record. Bases 54 to 1325 code for a protein of 423 amino acids.
CCUCAACACAAAACUUCUAUCAAGUCUUUUAAGAACAAGAUUACUUCGUCGGAAUGACUGCAAAAGACACCAUGAUCGCGCAGACCGGAGGCGAGAUCCUCGCAGAAGAGCAGGUAGCCCGCCUCACGAAGCUACCAGCACCACAGCAGGCCUACGAUGCUCUUAACAGCGGCAUCGUCAAGGUCUUCACUAGUGCAAAUUUCGGUGGCGCCAGUUUCAUGAUUGAUACUGAAGACUAUGCGAGUGGCCAGCGUCACAGACUCUUGGCGGAGAAUUAUAACAAGGCUUGUUGGGUUACGUGGAACCUACCAGUGGGUACGGUGAUGACAAUGAUGGAACUCGACAAAACCCCUGAGAAGAACCAGCCCAUCGCCGAUCCUCGUGGUUGUGGUCGUACCGUUGAGUUGGAUUCUGGUGGCGAGAAGUGGAUCUAUCGAUGGGGGGCCGUCGAGAUUUUUGACGGGAAUGGGAGUCAGAUCGUCGAAACCCAAGCAUACCACCGUCAAACUAUAUUCUUGAGCGAGUGGGCACCAGGGGUUAUCUAUUCAUUCAACUUCUGGUGGAUGAACGACAAAAUCAGUUGUGCGCGUUGGCACACACUUCUUAACCGACAAACGGUUUCCCUUUUCGAGCAUGCCAAUGGCACUGGGUUCGAGUUCAACAACAUCCGGGCAUGGGGAAAAACCAAGGAGGCCUAUGACCUCCAUGUUAUCAACCACGGCAACAAUCUCAGUGCAUUUUCAUGGACCUCAGUCAACCCUGUCAAGGAAAAGAUCGAACCUGUUACCAUCAGCCAAGAUCGCUCAACCUGCUCAAUGCUUUACAACGAAAAGAAAGGCGUGAACUACAGCUAUCAGGCGCAGCCAAGCAAAAUCUCGCUCAUGGAACCUGCAACUCAAGAACUCACGAUCGAAAGCACCGAUGCAACAGCAACCUCGGUCAAAGCCUGUCUACAAAGCACUGUUGCAUCUGGCUGCGAGAAGAGAGAAUCUUACGACGUCCAAUGGACACUUUCCGUCUCACACUCCUGGGACGACGCAUCCGCCAAAAGCAAAACAUACACACACACCGAAGCCCUGACCUUCGAAGAGCCACUCUACGUCUCUCCACGUUCUAGGUACAUCGCCAAGCUCUACGUGCCUGUCCGAAAGCUGGUCCACGAGGAGUACAAGACCACGGCCACGCGCUGGUACAAACAGCGCCUAGCGGGUUGUGUGCAAGAUGGCAGCCUGUACAAGCGAGAUGAGACGGUGACGGUGCAUGUGAAUGGGACGCUGCACUAUUCGCCUGAGAUGAUCUGGCAAGAGACUAAGUUCAAUGGGUAGAGUUUGGGUGGCGCGAUGGCGAGGGCGAGAGGGAACGAUGUAGUGAACACAUGUCAACGGUUUAAGUCCAGUUCUCAAAGGAAUGGGAUACAGACGAGGCUACGCUGUAACACCUUCAAUACAAUCUUCGGUGCUGAAACUACAUGUGCUUGUGCUACCUUGGUGUUGGUUCUUUGGUCUGUUUGCUGAGCAGCGAGUAAAUAGCGCUUAACAGAUGGGCAAGGUAAGAAUACUUAGGCAUAGGCAAGGCGGCGCACCACUAUCCUUUGCACUCUCUACGCUACCUAUCACCAAUCUCCUCAUCUCCAUCGCAUUUGCAUCUUCUAUCGCUAAGGCGAUUCGCACAGUCACAAAGCCGCCAUUUUGAUAUUAUAAA